AUGUACUUUGACAUCAAAUUCCAUGAUUUCCAAGGAAAGAAUUACAAAUGGGCUAUACCUAAACUGCACAAGGAGAUUGUCCCAGAGAAGUGUAAGUUUAAGGAGGACAAGGCAAAUAUGGAUGAAGAGAGAGAUCCCAUGGCAGGAAUCAUGGACUUGAUGAAGGUAAGGUUACCAAGCUUUGAGAAUAUGUACAACGAAGGGGAUGCUGACAUGAAAACAACAAUUGCCAAAGCAUAG
Messenger RNA from Prunus armeniaca (apricot), 240 nucleotides. The record is from the annotation of a GenBank genome assembly. NCBI's taxonomy places the organism in Eukaryota, Viridiplantae, Streptophyta, Magnoliopsida, Rosales, Rosaceae.